This is a messenger RNA of Saccostrea cuccullata (small rock oyster), 1740 nucleotides long. RefSeq lists its product as uncharacterized. The transcript is spliced from 3 exons. The coding region runs from base 84 to 863 and encodes 259 amino acids. NCBI's taxonomy places the organism in Eukaryota, Metazoa, Mollusca, Bivalvia, Ostreida, Ostreidae. The record is from RefSeq and is a predicted model, not a curated record.
AAGCCUAAGAAAAUAGAACCUUGGUGUAGAAUGAUUGCUUACCUUAACUUUGCCUUCAUUUGAACUCAAGUAACUAGAUAAUUAUGGAAAACUCUGCCAAUGAUGUAUUUAAAUGUAAAAUGUGCAAACAAGGAAAACAAACGAUGAAAAGGUGUACACGAUGUCGAGAGGCGUAUUACUGCUCACGAGAAUGUCAGGCUAAAGACUGGCCAGUGCACAGGACAAUGUGUUCCCUAACAGGAGAAAACUCAACACCUGACAAGAAACAGGCAGGGAAUUCAGUUAGCGUGCAGUUUACAACUGAUGAUGGUUCUAUAUUUGAACAAAAUCAGACUCCGUCAGAAGAAGACACUUAUUCCCCUGUGAUUGACUUCAAGAAGUAUGCUAAUAGCAAUAGGAAUCCAGUCACCUCUAACAAAGUGAAUCGAGAUAGUUCAAUACAGGGAACAUUUUACAUAGAAAAAGACAGAAUAUGCCGGGAUGUCCCCGUGUUAGACAAAAGCAAAGAAUACACAGACAUAGUGGUUAAAGCCAACAGACAGAAACAGACUAUUGGUAUUCAGGAGAGCUGGGAUGGAGACAAAAUUUAUCGUUUUCUCUCACAUUCUUUACAAAUUCCCCUGGAUAAGCUGAAAGUUAUCCACAAAGGAAAAAUUCUAAAAGCAGACAAUAUUAAGGAAUGUGUUCAAAAGAAGGCCAUUUUUCAAGUGUUUGGUGAAAAGGCAGAAGAUUCCACUGGAGUGGAUGAUAGAGAUAUUGAACUUAUGAUGAAACAACUGAAUGUCAGUCGAAAUGAAGCCAUAUUGGCCCUAAAAGAACACGGGGAUGUUGUUGAUGCCAUGCUUGGAGCUGGACAGAAAUAAUUAUUCAUGAUUUCAAUUCAUGCAUUUAUCAUUAUUUUACCAAUCCAGAACUUUUUAGAUACAGUAUGUAACAUUUUUGUAUCUGUUAAUUUUGAUUUAAAGAAAUUUGCUGCAUUUGCUUUUCCUAAUUAUAAUCUACAAAAGAACAGUAACUGGUUCAAAACUCACCAAAAAUUAGCUAGGUAUGCAGCUUCAGGACUGAUUGGUAAUGAUAGAUAUCAGCCCUGCCAAAGAUGUAUAUAUCAGAAAAUAAUUGUCUUUUUUCAGAAACCAUUUUAUAGGUUUGUAAAUCCAUUAAAGCUAUUAAGUCAUCUGUCUUGCUUGUGUGUAACAAGAGAGAGGGAAAUGCAGACAAGGGUUUGAACCGAGGCCCCUGGAUCUUGAUCCAUUCAGGUGCUCUUACCAACUGAGCUAUCUUACCACUGGUGAUCGAACCUGGCUGACCACCACAUUCCUUCAUCCUGAAAGUGUUCUCCCCCCCCAAAGACAUCAAACCAAGCUCAUCCCUGACAGGCCUCUCUCCUAUCACUUCAAGGGCAUGGCAAGGCACCAAAUGUAAUGGGAGAGGAGAAAAAUUCAGCAGACCAGACUGGGAUUCGAACCUACACCCCGUGAAUCUCUGGUCAGGUGCUCUACCAACUGCGCUAUCUAGCCACUGGCAAGUGAACCCAUCUGACCACUACAUAUGCAGCUGCCAAAGUAGUUCAACAGAUGUCUCAGCCCUGUAUUUCUUUUUAUUGGGUUCACUUUCAAGUGUUUUGUUUAUAUUAUCAUGAUAAAUCUAACUACUACCUGUGAUAUUUGAUGCAUUUUCACUAUUUUGCUUAUGGCACUAAUACAUGUAGAUGUUGCUUUCUUCUUAAUAUUGAGUAUUAAA